Molecule: messenger RNA, 2007 nt
Organism: Falco peregrinus (peregrine falcon)
Lineage: Eukaryota; Metazoa; Chordata; Aves; Falconiformes; Falconidae
Gene: ISYNA1
Product: inositol-3-phosphate synthase 1
Biological process (GO): inositol biosynthetic process; phospholipid biosynthetic process
Cellular component (GO): cytoplasm
Molecular function (GO): inositol-3-phosphate synthase activity
Source: RefSeq, a predicted model, not a curated record
GGCCGGUUGGGGGCGGGGCGGGCGGGGCGGGCGGGGCCUGGGAGCCGAUUAAGCGGCGGGAGCCGGGGCGGCCGCAGCCGCGAUCGCACCAUCCCCCGCGGGGCAGCACCGGCCCCGGCUCCGCCACCGGCUCCAGCGCGCCCGGCCCGGCCCGCUCCAGGAACAAUGGCAGAGACAUUCCUUGUGGAGAGCCCCGAUGUCACGUACAGCAAAGACUUCAUUGAGGCCAAGUACACGUACAGCACCGUGCACGUCUGCAAGGAGAACGGUGUCACCAAGGUGCGGGGGGCAGGGGGCUGCCGGGGGGCGCCCCGGGGGGCUCCCCUCAUCCCCACGUGUCCCCUCUCUGUGUCCCCCAGGUGCGGCCGUGUUUCAACCCGCUUCACCUUCCGGACGGGGCGGCAGGUCCCUCGCCUGGGGGUGAUGCUGGUGGGCUGGGGGGGCAACAAUGGCACCACGGUGACGGGCGCCGUGCUGGCCAACAAGCUGGGGCUCUCCUGGAUGACCAAGACAGGGCGCAAGAAAGCCAACUACUACGGCUCCCUGCUCCAAGCCUCCACCGUCUGCCUGGGCACCAGCCCCACUGGCGACGUCUACGUGCCUUUCCGGGACCUGCUGCCCAUGGUGCACCCCAAUGACAUCAUUUUUGAUGGCUGGGACAUCUCCUCGCUGAACUUGGCGGAGGCCAUGCGGCGAGCAGAGGUGCUGGACUGGCCGCUGCAGGAGCAGCUCUGGCCCCACCUGGAGAAGCUGAAGCCCCGACCCUCCAUCUACAUCCCCGAGUUCAUCGCCGCCAACCAGGAGGAGCGGCGGGACAACGUCCUCCGUGGGUCCAUGGCUGAGCAGGUGGAGCAGAUCCGCCGGGACAUCCGGGACUUCAGGGAGACCAGCGGGGUGGACAAAGUCAUCGUCCUCUGGACGGCCAACACGGAGCGCUUCUGCGAUGGUCCCGGGCUCAAUGACACCGCUGACAACCUGCUGCGGGCCAUCGAGCAAGGCCUGGAGGUGUCCCCAUCCACGCUCUUCGCCGUGGCCAGCAUCCUGGAGGGCUGCGCCUACAUCAACGGCUCCCCCCAGAACACCUUCGUGCCGGGGGUGCUGGAGCUGGCCAGCCAGCGCUGCGUCUUUGUCUGCGGCGAUGACUUCAAGUCGGGUCAGACCAAGCUGAAGUCGGUGUUGGUGGACUUCUUGGUGGGUGCUGGACUGAAGACCAAGUCCAUCGUGAGCUACAACCACCUGGGGAACAACGACGGGAAGAACCUCUCGGCCCCGCAGCAGUUCCGCUCCAAGGAGAUCUCCAAGAGCAACGUGGUGGACGACACCGUCCAGGCCAACCCCAUCCUCUACGGCCCCCAGGACAAGCCUGACCACUGCGUGGUGAUCAAGUACGUGCCCUACGUGGGGGACAGCAAGCGCGCGCUGGACGAGUACACGUCGGAGAUCAUGAUGGGUGGCACCAACACCAUCGUCAUCCACAACACCUGCGAGGACUCGCUGCUGGCCAGCCCCAUCAUCCUGGACCUGGCCAUCCUGACGGAGCUGUGCCAGCGCGUCACCUUCUGCACCGAGGCCGACCCCGAGUUCCAGGGCUUCCACAGCAUCCUCUCCAUCGUCGCCUUCCUCUGCAAGGCCCCGCUGGUGCCCGAGGGCACCCCCGUGGUCAACGCGCUCUUCCGCCAGCGCAGCUGCAUCGAGAACAUCCUGAGGGCCUGCCUGGGGCUGCCCCCCCAGAACCACAUGCUGCUGGAGCACAAGAUGCAGCGGCUGCCCAGCCCGAAGCGCGCCUGCCCCGGGGGGGCCGCCUGCCCCCUCACCCCCAAGAAGACACCGGCCACCACUCAGCUCAACGGGCACCCCUGCGCCGGCACCCCCCCGGCCGGGACCCCCCGGACCCCCCUCCACAUUGACGGAGCCGACUAACAGCGAGAGCGCCUUUUUGUAUUUCGUAUCAGCUUUUUAGGGGGGGUGGGGGGGGUGGAUUUGGGGGGGGGGGGGGAGGGGUUGGGG